Messenger RNA from Saccharomycopsis crataegensis, 375 nucleotides. RefSeq names its product import motor complex subunit PAM16 (gene PAM16). Lineage: Eukaryota; Fungi; Ascomycota; Saccharomycetes; Ascoideales; Saccharomycopsidaceae. The transcript has a single exon. Gene Ontology annotation, biological process: protein import into mitochondrial matrix. The coding region runs from base 1 to 375 and encodes 124 amino acids. The record is from RefSeq and is a predicted model, not a curated record. Gene Ontology annotation, cellular component: TIM23 mitochondrial import inner membrane translocase complex.
AUGGCUCAUAGAAUUUUAGUGAAUGUGAUUUUCACCGGUGCCAAAGUUUUUGGUACUGCUUUUUCUGAAGCAUACAAACAAGCCGCUAGCGCCGGUGCUCGACAGUCGGCCUCUGCUGCUGCGAAAGCCGCCGCCGCUUCUGCCAAUGGGGGGAUCCAACUUGAUGAAGCUUGCAAGAUUUUGGAUCUUGACAUGAAGAAGGAUGGGUUGAGCGAGUCCAACAUUAACGAAAAAUAUGACUACUUAUUCAAUGUCAACAACAAGGAAAAAGGUGGCAGUUUUUAUGUCCAGAGCAAAGUGUAUUAUGCUAAAGAAAGGCUUUUGGGAGAAAUAAAUUAUCGACAAGAGUUGAAAAAGGAGACCGAAAACCAGUGA